CCUCUCCAGCAAAACCCAUUCCUUUCUCUUUCUCUCUUUGCUUUGCUCGGCGGAGGAGAAGAUCGAUGCCGGCGGCUAUGGACCUCUCCCUCCUCCUCCCCUCCCCUUCCACCCCUUCCCGCAACCUCCUCUUCUCCCCCUUCCCUUUCAACCCUCUUCGCCCCAAAGCCCUCUCCUUUCGCCGCCGCACUCUUCGCCGAUGCCGCGUUUCAGCGUCCUCCGUAGAUCCCUCUGCCUUUGGGGGCAUAAAGGAGCUCUCCGGUCCCCAGGUCAUAGUCGACGCUCUUCCUCCUCCGGCGAGAGUGCUGAGCUCUGCUGUCCUUGUUGCUGCCGCGUUGGCGGCGGGGUUUGGGUUAGGUUCUCGGUUUGGAGGUAGCCGCGCGGCGGCUCUCGGCGGUGCUGCAGUUCUUGGAGCGGCUAGUGGUGCUGCGGUGUUUGCUCUGAAUUCAAUUGCCCCGGAGGUCGCCUCUGUGAGUUUGCAUAAUCUUGUGGCUGGGAGUGAUGAUCCGAUGGAGUUGAGGAAGGAGGACGUGGACGGAGUUGCGAAAAAAUAUGGUGUCAACAAACAAGAUGAGGCCUUCAAGGCAGAGCUUUGCGACUUGUAUAGCCGGUUUGUGUCUUAUGUUCUUCCACCUGGAGGUGAAAACCUCAAGGGCAAUGAGGUGGAGAUGAUCAUCAAAUUCAAAGAAACUCUUGGAAUUGAUGAUCCAGAUGCAGCAUCAGUUCAUAUGGAGAUUGGAAGGCGCAUCUUCCGAGAAAGGCUAGAAACAGGAGAUCGUGAGGCUGAUGUAGAGCAACGCAGAGCAUUUCAAAAGCUCAUCUAUGUUUCAUCACUUGUAUUUGGAGAAGCAUCAAAGUUCCUUUUGCCUUGGAAGCGUGUUUUCAAAGUCACUGAUGCCCAGGUUGAUAUUGCCAUACGGGACAAUGCUCAGAGAUUAUACGCUCUGAAGCUAAAAUCAGUUGGAAGAGAUAUUGAAGAGAAACAGCUAAUUGAUUUGAGAGAAUCACAGCUUUUAUACAAACUUUCUGAUGAGCUUGCUGCUGAGAUGUUCAAAGAUCAUGUUCGGAAACUGGUUGAAGAAAACAUUUCAGCAGCUCUUGAUAUCCUCAAGUCUCGAACAAAAGCAGUCAAGGGAACAGUCCAAGUUAUUGACGAACUUGAAAUGGUGUUGGCAUUCAAUAAUUUGCUUGUAUCAUUAAGCAAACAUUCUGAAGUUGGUCAGUUUGCCCCAGGACUUGGACCUAUUUCCUUAUUAGGUGGAGAGUUUGAUGGUGAUAGGAAAAUCGAUGAUCUGAAGCUACUUUAUAGGGCUUACGCAACAGAAUCAUUUUCAAGUGGAUUCCUUGAUGAAAAAAAGCUUGUGGGUUUGAACCAGUUGAAGAUCAUAUUUGGUUUAGGAAAUCGUGAGGCAGAAGACAUUAUGGUGGACAUUACAUCCAAGGUCUAUCGGAGAAGGCUUUCACAGGCCUUUUCUGGUGGUGAAUUGGAAGCAGCUCCUAGCAAAGCUGCUUUCCUUCAAAAUCUUUGUGAUGCAUUGCACUUUGAUCCACAUAAGGCUAGUGAAAUUCAUGAAGAAAUUUAUAGGCAAAAGCUCCAGCAAUGUGUGGCUAAAGGCGAGUUGAGUGAGGAAGAUGUUUCUUCUUUAUUACGUCUAAGAGUCCUUUUAUGCAUUCGUCAACAAGUUGUUGAUGCUGCACAUGCUGAUAUUUGUGGCCAGUUGUUUGAGAAGGUUGUUAAGGAUGCAAUUGCAUCAGGUGUUGAGGGGUAUGAUGCUGAGAUUAGAGCUGCUGUUAGGAAGGCUUCACAAGGCUUGCGUUUAACAACAGAAAGUGCCAUUGCCAUUGCUAGCAAAGCGGUGAGGAAGGUAUUCCUUACAUAUGUACAACGUGCACGCAGUGCUGGUAACCGCAUUGAAUCUGCAAAAGAGCUGAAAAAGAUGAUAGUGUUCAAUACUUUGGUUGUCACACCAUUAAUAUCAGAUAUUAAAGGAGAGUCUGUAACAUCAGCUGAACCAACCAAGGAUGAAUCUAAGCAAACCGAGGAAGAAGAUGAGUGGGAGUCCCUGCAAACUCUGCGGAAGACUAGACCAAGUAAAGAGCUUGAAGCUAAGCUAGAAAAGCCUGUGCAGACAGAAAUAACUCUCACAGACGAUCUUCCUGAGAGGGACAGAACCGACCUUUACAGGACUUACUUGCUUUUCUGCCUUUCUGGUGAGGUUACUGUAGUUCCCUUUGGAGCACAGAUAACCACCAAGAAGGACAAUUCUGAGUAUUUGUUGCUUAAUCAGCUUGGCACCAUUUUGGGAUUGACUGGUAAACAGAUUGUGGAGGUUCAUAGAAAUUUGGCUGAACAGGCAUUUAUGAAGCAGGCAGAGGUCAUACUUGCUGAUGGACAGUUGACAAAGGCCAGGAUAGAACAGCUAAAUGAAGCACAGAAGCAAGUGGGUUUGCCUGGUGAAUAUGCUCAAAAGGUAAUCAAGAACAUAACCACCACAAAGAUGGCAGCUGCUAUUGAAACAGCUGUGACUCAAGGGAGGAUUGGUAUACAGCAGGUUCGUGAGUUGAAAGAAGCCAAAGUUGAUUUGGAUAGCAUGAUUUCGGAACGAUUACGUGAGAACCUCUUUAAGAAAACCGUGGAAGAGAUAUUUUCAUCAGGUACAGGUGUGUUUGACGCAGAAGAGGUUUAUGUCAAAAUUCCAGCUGAUUUAAGUAUAGAUGCUGAGAAGGCAAAAGACGUUGUUCUUGAGCUUGCUAAGAAUAGACUAUCAAACUCUUUAGUGCAAGCUGUUGCACUGCUGCGACAGAGGAACCGCGAAGGAGUGGUUGCUUCUCUUAAUGACAUGCUUGCAUGUGACAUGGCAGUCCCUUCGGAACCUUUAACAUGGUCGUCGCCGGAAGAGCUUGCAGACCUGUACUGUAUAUAUCUGAAGAGUAUCCCAAAGCCGGAGAACUUGUCCCGAUUGCAGUAUAUUCUCGGCAUCAGUGAUGCAACCGCUGCCGUGCUCAGAGACACAGCUGAGCGAGGCGCACUGCCCAUUGAGAACGAAGAGGAGGAAUUCGUAUUCUAAACUUUGAACUUGAUGGCAAACAAUUAAUCGAGUCUAAACCUUCGCCCAUUUUUGGUAGUUUCGUCGUGGUUUAUAGUUUAUCUCGGCAUCGAUAAUUUUGUUUGUCUGAACUGCUGUUU
Messenger RNA from Dioscorea cayenensis subsp. rotundata (Guinea yam), 3187 nucleotides. Its product is annotated as protein TIC110, chloroplastic. Bases 66 to 3068 code for a protein of 1000 amino acids. Gene Ontology annotation, biological process: protein import into chloroplast stroma. NCBI's taxonomy places the organism in Eukaryota, Viridiplantae, Streptophyta, Magnoliopsida, Dioscoreales, Dioscoreaceae. The transcript is spliced from 15 exons. The record is from RefSeq and is a predicted model, not a curated record. Gene Ontology annotation, cellular component: TOC-TIC supercomplex I.